UAUUUCAGUGUCACACCGGUUGUAGGACUCAGCGCAGCUAUCAGCAGCUAUCUGCAGCUUGCUGUUGUUGUUAUUGCUGUGGAGGGAGGAGCUCAGCUGGUUGUGUUUUGUAGCUGAUUGGUUAUUUUCUUUGAUUGACACACCUACAGACCAAUCGCUAACACCGUUCGGCUGGAGGCUAGCUAACCUCACGACGUUAUAACUUUGUACGCUAACCAGUUAGCCACUAGCCUUAAUAGUUGACAGUACAACUGGUUACAGCUGGAAGUGGUGACUCUGAAAGAUGUCCCGAGAGCAGCUGGUUGUACAAAGGGCCAGGAAGUCCUUCCACACAGGGAAAACCAAACCGCUGGAGUACAGGGUCCACCAGCUGAAGAGCCUGCUCCGCUUCAUCUCAGACAGACGCAGAGACAUUGCAGAUGCUGUCAAAAGGGACCUGGGCAAGAGCGAACACGGGACCGAGCUGUUUGAGACACUGGGGCUGGAGGGAGAGAUCAAGCUGGCUAUAGAGAAGCUGUCAGAGUGGGCGGCUCCUCGGCCAGUGGAGAAGAACCUCCUCACCAUAACAGAUGAGGUUUAUGUGCAGCCCGAGCCUCUGGGAGUUGUGCUCAUCAUAGGGGCCUGGAACUACCCCUGGGCCGUCACCCUCCAGCCGCUGGUUGGAGCUAUCGCUGCCGGUAAUGCAGCAGUAAUAAAGCCAUCGGAGGUCAGCUCUCACUCUGCCAAGGUCAUGGAGGAACUUCUCCCUCAGUAUCUAGACAAGGAUCUGUACCCAGUGGUGACAGGUGGAGUGUCCGAGACCCAGGAGCUGCUGAAGCAAAGAUUUGACCACAUUUUCUACACAGGAAGCAGCGUAGUGGGUAAACUGGUGAUGGAGGCUGCAGCUCGCCACCUCACCCCAGUGACCCUGGAACUGGGCGGGAAGAGCCCCUGCUACAUCGACAAGAACUGUGACAUCACUGUCGCGUGUCGUCGCAUCACAUGGGGAAAGUUUGUCAACUGUGGUCAGACGUGCAUCGCUCCAGACUAUGUCCUGUGUGAACCCUCCGUCCAGAGCCGAGUAGUAGAAGAGAUCAACAAGAGCAUCAAGGAGUUUUACACAGAUAAUCCCAAAACCUUUGAGGACUACGGACGCAUCAUUAACCAGCGGCACUUUAAGAGGGUCAUGUCUCUCAUGGAGGGGAGCACAGUCGCUGUUGGUGGAGACAGUGAUGAGUCCCAGUGCUACAUAGGCCCCACUGUGUUAAAGGAUGUGACGGGGGAAUCCAAAGUGAUGAAGGAGGAGAUCUUCGGGCCUCUGCUGCCCAUCAUCACAGUGAGCGGCGUAGAGGAGGCCAUCCAGUUUAUAAAUGAGAGAGAAAAACCUCUGGUUGUGUACGUCUUCUCCAAUGACAACAAGCUGAUCAAAAGGGUGAUAGCUGAGACGUCCAGUGGAGCUCUGCUGGCUAAUGACUGUUUGGUACACUUCACUGUCAGUGCUCUGCCCUUCGGAGGAGUGGGUAACAGUGGUAUGGGCUGCUACCACGGCCGGCACAGCUUUGACCAACUCAGCCACCUGCGCAGCUGUCUGAUCAAGCAGCUGAAGAUGGAGGGAAUAAACAGCAUGCGUUACCCCCCUCACACCGCCAAAAAGCUGGGAUGGGCUCGAUUCUUUUUGCUCAAGCAUGUCAACGUAUGCAGGCUACGGCGCAUGGCACUGCUGGCCAUGUUCACUGGCUUGGCAGCAUUUGUGGUGCAGGUAAAGGGAGUAAAAUAUAGCAGUCCAGUCCAAAUUGGAAUAAAAAGUUUUGUUUUGGUGUCAGGAAUGCUUUAUUUUACAGGUAUUUAGUUUCCUAGAAAGUUUCCUGGAAAGGACUAUUCAAUUUGGUACUAAUAAAAUGGAGAUAUUUAUGUGAGUUUAGUUAGUUGUGUUCAGUAUAUUUGCUGUUUUCCAGAGGAAUUUCCUUGGAAGAACCACUGCAUUUAUGCACUAUGCUCUGUAUUUGUUGAAAUUCUAUGCUUCUCUGCAGACUAAUUUCACUUUCCUGCAUGUUCAGAUAAACUGCUGUGAAACGACUAAAAGAUCUCUCUAGAUUAUUCUAGCAUUUAAAGGUCCAGUGUGUAACAUUUAGGAGGAUCUAUAGUCAGAAAUGGAAUAUAAUAUUAAGCUAUAUGUCCACAUUCCUCUGAGCUGAUUAGAGGGUUAUUGAGAUCACCUGUUGCACAGGGUGUGGGGACUGAAUCUGCAAGGAUUGAGCUGGGUGCUGUCCCCUCUUGGCCAAUCAGGGUGUGACAAUGCCCAUUCUUUAUUGCAUUCUGAUCCCUCCUCAAGUUAGUACAGACCUCACUUUAUCAGAUAGUGUCAGCGAGAAGUGUAUUUGAGCAUUUUGAAACUGAAUCCUAGCAGUCAGGAACUGGUUCUCAGGCUUCUUCCCAUCAGCAGACAUCUGUAGAAUCAGUACCAAGGAGUGUACCAGUUGAUGUUCUUCAUAAUUAGUCCCAAAUUAUGAAUUUACGGAUACAAACUAGUUCCUUUCCAGGAAAUUAUGAGCCAUAAGUGUCACCAUUAUUAAUUUGUAGAAAAGUUUGGUUAAGUGCCACCUCCAUUAUUAGUGUCAGUCAGAUUACUUCACCUUUAAUUCUGUUCCCAUAUGAUUUUUGAACAAGCCUCUCACACAGCUGUCCAAGAAACAAGACAAAAUCUGCCUUGAGACAAACAACAGCAACAGUACCAUAAAGCCUUGUUGACAACAUUGCCAGUGGCAGCUGAUGUUGCUACUAGUAACACUACUGUUGCCUUCAAUUGCCACCAUGCAAUUACCUUUAUUAAAGCAUAAAUCUGGCAUUAUUCUGAAUCUCAAUCAAUUAAUAAAUCCCAUAAAAAGACCAUGACCAGCAGUGUGUUUGUCAAUCUCUCAAUACCAUGUCUGUCACUUUCAAGUAUAUUGUUUCAUUUGUUUAAAAGACUCCGUAAGGAUGCAUUUGCUGGGGACUGUUUCCAUCCAUCAAUAGGUUCUGGACAAGAGUGGAGCUCUAUGGCACAGAGGAAUACGAUAUAUCAGGCUCUGAUUCACACAAUACUUGUUAGUAUCAUCAAUUCAUUGUUGGUUUUGGUCUUUUUAUGGGAUUGGUUGACAAUAAGAGAAUUAUAGAAUGUGACCAGAUUUAUCCUUUAAGCUGUUCUCAUUCAAGGAGGAUUAUCUGCAGUGUUCUUGUGUGCUGGACCUGUUGCAACGUCAGUGUAUUUCACUGCAUUGCCACAUUUAGUAGUAAGUCAUUUAAGUUCCAAUACCAAGUCUGGUUGUUUCUUAGUCAAGACCAGGAUCAGUUGGGACCAGUGUACUGGUUUCAGAGCAGAUGUUACUGCCACUGUUCUCACUGAUGUGUAAACAUGAACUGAUGUGUCUUACAGUAAAAUAAUGAGAACAACAUAAUUCAGGUCAGUGGUGUUGACCUUAAUGGCAAGAUUGUUCUAUAUAAUACUGUCUAUUCAAGUAUGUUGUAUCUUUAAAAUAAGGGUUUUCCAGUUAUUAUAUUUUUGGGGAAAUGGGAAAUGGUUUGGAUGUGUGUUCCUGUUUGGUGGGAUUAAACCCUGUUGUCCACCCCUGCCGUAGACCACAUAAGCCAUUAAAUGUCACGAAUGACUUGUCUUACGGAACAGGUUGUUGAUCUGUAAGCAGGGUGGGAACUACAGGGGAGCCAGGGGGAGCUGGGCUCCCAUUAAUGAGACACGAGCUCCCCUGAAAACAUGAUUUGUGAAAUAGUGGGGGGUCUGACAAUAUGCUAUUUUUGCCAUGCCUGUCUUUUUUUCUAUAUCUUCAUCAUCAUGAAUUAUGCGUACAUUUAGGCUACUAUUGAUGAUGAUUUGUGCAUGGGGGUGAUUCUUUGCUAAUUCACAUUAAUAAAGACACUGAUAUUCUGGCCAUCACCAUGCAAGCGUGGCAGCACGAUAUCAUUAAAAAUAAAUAUUAGAAUAUUUACAAUAAACUUUCCUAGUCCUACACA
This is a messenger RNA of Dicentrarchus labrax (European seabass), 3984 nucleotides long. RefSeq names its product aldehyde dehydrogenase family 3 member A2. Gene Ontology annotation, biological process: aldehyde metabolic process. Lineage: Eukaryota; Metazoa; Chordata; Actinopteri; Moronidae. The transcript is spliced from 10 exons. The record is from RefSeq and is a predicted model, not a curated record. Gene Ontology annotation, cellular component: cytoplasm. The coding region runs from base 284 to 1828 and encodes 514 amino acids. Gene Ontology annotation, molecular function: aldehyde dehydrogenase (NAD+) activity.